CAGUAGUCUUGUCGAUACAACUGUCAUUUACAGUGGACGUGGGGAAGGUAGGGAAGAACCAAAGAAUAGUAAAUAUGUUUAGCUAACUGUACAAAUUAAGUUUUUAAACAACAUAUAUUUAAAGUUCUCGACAGACAUGCACAAAGAAGACUUGUUUUAGUGUUCUUCAGAAGCGGAUAUCUUGGCGAUAUUUUUCCUGAAUGUGAUACGAAGCAGCAGAAUGUCAGCUCCCACCAACUCGCUUCAACAGCAGUCCACAGUCAGACGUAGCAAUGCAGGGUCCCCCAGUUUAUCCAACAGCUGCCGUUUGCACCCCAUCCGUGCUACUGUGCCCUACCAGCUCCUACGCGGGGGCCAGAGCAGCCCGACACGCUCUCCGUCUCACUCUGUUGGAGGCAACAAUGGACCGACAAAUAGCCGUGGGUCAUCUCCCCCAAAUGGGACACUGAAUCUUGGAGUAAAUUGCACUACUGCCACGAGACAGAGACUGUCUCCUGAAAAUAGGGUCUCGCACUCACCUGACCGGGGUCCAAACUCACCCGUUUGUAGAGGAGAGAGGUCCAAACUGCAGGCGCGUAGCUCCAGUGCUAUCCGGCGGACAUCUUCCCUGGACGCCAUUAUGGGGCCGUACCUCACAGGCCAGUGGCCUCGUGACUCCCACGGACCCUACCCUUCCUGCAUGAAAGACAAAGCCACACAGACUCCUGGUCUGUGGAUAGAGGAUGCUGGAGGGGAACAGGGAAGCCCACACCAGCGGUCAGCCUCCUGGGGUAGCGCAGACCAUCUGAAAGAGCAGAUUGCUAAACUCAGGCUGCAGCUCCAGCGCAGUAAACAGGUCAGCCGCCAGAGCAAAGACAGGGAUCAGCAGCUGGGUCUACACACCAGCACCACAUGCCAACCCCAGAAUAAGGUGGUUUCCACAGCCCUGUUGAAUAUCCCAGUGCCAAAGUCCCUCAUAUCGAGAGUGCCUAGCAGCGUGGAGGGCAUCAACCACGAGCUGGAGAAUGUGUUCAUCAGAGAGGACUGGAAGCAGGGAAUACAGGCUUUGGACGUGUUGGACGGCCACCGCGCCCCCUUUCAGCCUCAUCGCUACGGCAAUGGCGGUGACACACGCGACACGGAUACCCAGGCCCCCUCUAGUGGCGGUUCCAGCCCCUGGCCCUGCCACUUCACCCCUGACCCCCUCCACUCCCCAGAAGGCAGCCCCUGCUCUGCAGAAGAGCUUGACAAAGACAGCGGAUGCAGCUCUCCCCUUCCCAAGUUUGCCACCUCUCCCAAACCCAACAACAGCUACAUGUUCAAACGGGAGCCUCCGGAGGGGUGUGAGAGGGUCAAAGUGUUCGAAGAGAUGGUGUCUGGUGUCUCCAAAGGCUUCCCUCUUUUUUCAUGCCCAGACAAAAACAAGGUGAACUUCAUCCCCAGGGGCUCCGCCUUCUGUCCCGUCAAACUCCUCUGCUCCUCCCUCUUCACCACAACCUCUUCCAGCCCUGGUCUCCAUGGAAAAGGCAGCACAUGGCCCGAGGACGCCAUGACACCCACUAGUUCCACCACUCUAGCCUCCACUAACUGGAGCUCGUCUAUAGGCACAGACAUGGUCAGUAGCUCAGACACAGGCGUAGGCACCGACACAAGCACAGAGAACAGCACAGACAGUCUGAGCCCAGACACAGGCCCUAACACAGACACAGAUCAACUGACAAGCACAGCAAUGGUCUCAGACGGCCUGUCUACAGAUCCCUGCUCCACUACACACAUCCUUCUUACCAGCUAGUUCUCAGGUACAGUCUAGCUGCUGAGCAUUAGCCUGGUCCCAGAUCAGUUUGUGCUGUCUUGCUAACUCCUAUGGUCGCAAUGACCAUAGGAGGUGGCAAAACAGCACAAACAGAUCUGGGACCAGGCAAGCUGAGUAUGGCUCUUUAAUGCAACAUUAGCCAGCAAGGAGGGCCUAUUCUUACUAACCUAGCCUUCUCUUCUGCAAGGUGUGGCAGGCAACAUCCUCCAGAAAGACUUGUUUUCUUUUCAGAGGGUAGAUUCGAUUGUUUCAUGUAUUGUGUUCUGUAGCAAUCAGCUUUAUCAAAGUCAAUUCAAUAAAUUGAGAAGGAAUUAAGCAAUGGGCAAGAGAAGAACAUAUAUUUUAUUGAAUAUUGAAAAUGUUUAUCUAACCAGCUUAUUUAGCUGUUCUGUGUUGCUAGCUAAUAUUACAGCAUGGAUAAGCUUUUUAAUGAAAGAAAAGUAACAUGCCUGUUUAUAUUGAAAACCCUAUUGGGACGUCCUACAGUUACAAUACAAUGCUCCACUUUUCCCCGAAUGUUUCUACUUAUUUCAGGUCUCAGUCCAGUUUGUAAACUCAUGACAAAAAGCUAAAGAAAGACUAUCUGAAAGUGACCAAACAGCCAGCUACAAAGCACAGUGUUCCCACAUAGCCUUGUUUCAGGUCCCCUGAAGAACCAAUGAACUCAGGUCAUUUGGAAUGUACUACUCAUGCAUGAACUUCGACGUUGCCUUUUAUGGUUCAUUCAUGACAUUACUCCUAAGACAUUCCAUAGUCUUCAAACAAGUGCUGAUUCUAAUCUUUCAACAUGACAUAUUAAAGGAUUGCCAUCGAUAGAAAUGAUAACUUGGUGUACGGGAAAAUCCGUAAAGAUAGUUUCAAGUGCUUAAGACAUUCCAGAGGUUAUUAUAUUGUAGCUCCAAGAUAUCAGCAGUAUUAGCAGAUUUAGUAUUGUCAAAAUAAGGCCUAGAUUCAAUUGGAUUAAGCGUUAACCAGUGGUGUCUGAGUUUUGGCGGUGUCAGAGGUGUUAUUGCGUUGGAGCUGUCAAAUCGGUGAACAGCUGCUCCUGUGAUCAUUGUCACGAAGCCACACCCGUCCCACUCGCGAUAGAAAUUCAGAAAGAGAAAGUGUAGGCUAUAUAGAAAUAAUGACGCUCAAAUUGAAAAUCAUUCAACAAAAUAAUGAGAACUUCUAUC
Molecule: messenger RNA, 2967 nt
Organism: Coregonus clupeaformis (lake whitefish)
Lineage: Eukaryota; Metazoa; Chordata; Actinopteri; Salmoniformes; Salmonidae
Product: glucocorticoid-induced transcript 1 protein-like
Exons: 9
Coding region: 221-1771 (516 amino acids)
Biological process (GO): podocyte development
Cellular component (GO): cytoplasm
Source: RefSeq, a predicted model, not a curated record